Messenger RNA from Gossypium arboreum, 441 nucleotides. RefSeq lists its product as uncharacterized. The transcript has a single exon. The coding region runs from base 1 to 441 and encodes 146 amino acids. The record is from RefSeq and is a predicted model, not a curated record. Lineage: Eukaryota; Viridiplantae; Streptophyta; Magnoliopsida; Malvales; Malvaceae.
AUGCGUCGAAAGAUAGAGUAUUCUGUGGAGGACUUCAUUUAUCGCAAGGUCUCACCAUGGAAUAAAGUACUGAGGUUUAGUCACAAAGGCAAGCUGAGCCCUAGGUUUAUUAGGUCUUACCGUAUUCUGAAACGAGUGGGGCCAAUCGCAUAUCUGUUGGAACUACCUCUAGAGUUGGAUCGCAUUCAUGAUGUUUUUCAAGUUUCGAUGUUGAUAUGCUACCACUCUGAUCCCACGCAUAUUAUUUCGGUGGAGGACAUUGAGGUUAGACCAGAUCUGACGUUUGAGGAUGAGCUAGUACAGAUUCUAAAUCACGACAUUAAAGUUCUACAAUGGAAGUCUAUCCCCUUAAUAAAAGUGUUGUGGCGGAAUCAUAGCACUGAGGAGGGCACUUGGGAGCUGGAGGACUUGAUGCGUCAGCAGUAUUCUCACCUUUUCUGA